GAGGCCAGAGCGACGUGGCGGCCCACGUCCUCUUCCAGCACCGCCACUUCCUGGCCGACGGCAGCGACGCCGCGCCGCGGGCGGCGCCACAGCUGCCGGCCGGUGUCCUCCAGGCCGUGGCCGAGGCCAACCCGGACCUGGCUGGCCUCGAGGCCGCGCUCGGGCGGCAGCUGGGCCGGCUCUACAGGACGCGGCCGCCUGCGCCGCGCCGACGCCUCCGCCCCGUGGGCAGCCCUGCCGGCGGCGGGGCGGCAGGAGGUCUUCCGGCUGCUCCUGGAGGAAUGGAGGAGCGCGCCGCGCGGAGCUCUCAGGACGUGGCGGCGGUAAGGAGCAAGACCAGCCGCUGGCCAGCCUGAGGCAGGCCCGGGCGCCUCCCUCGACUGGGCCUCCAGCGCGCAGGGCAAGCAAUAGAAGAAGAAGAAACCAAGCCAGUGCCUGCCGCGAGUGAAGCUCGAGCAGCGUCGGCACCCCCUCGUCCGAAUCGUAGCAGGAAGCGGCGUCUGCCUGACGGCAGGCGCUACCGGUCCAGCAGAGGGCUGGCGCCACUCUGUUGGUUCCAGACCGUUCCUUCUGCUGGGCAGUCACAGCAGUCGGUGCCCCCGUGGCCGCUGCAUACGGCGUCUCGCUCUCUCUGUCUCCUUUUUCCCUUUUCUGUGGCCAUGUCCCCACCUCUUCUUGCUUUGUCCUCUCCCAUCGGUGUUGUAUGCCAUGUUGUUUUCUGCAAUGUCGCCUCAGGGCGCAGUGGACGCUGUACAGAACGCACAGAGGUGUUUAAGCACUUCAGUCGGAAUCUCCGUGACAGCGGCAGGGAGACACGCCUUUCGCUGCACUGGUCUGCACCUUGCGUGCGAAAGUCUUGCGCUCGAUUUCACGCAUUUCUCACUUAGCUCCAUCGGUACAGCCUUGAAGGACAUCAAGUUCUUCCCGCGAUAGCGCACAAGUAUAUAGUGAUUCGUUCUCUCUCUGUCAUAUUACCG
Molecule: messenger RNA, 977 nt
Organism: Prorocentrum cordatum
Lineage: Eukaryota; Dinophyceae; Prorocentrales; Prorocentraceae
Source: the annotation of a GenBank genome assembly